Molecule: messenger RNA, 933 nt
Organism: Penicillium antarcticum
Lineage: Eukaryota; Fungi; Ascomycota; Eurotiomycetes; Eurotiales; Aspergillaceae
Exons: 5
Coding region: 1-933 (310 amino acids)
Source: RefSeq, a predicted model, not a curated record
AUGACCAAACUUUUCAUUACCGGCGCUACUGGCUAUAUUGGCGGCGACUCACUAGCCACACUCGCUGCCAAGCACCCAGACUUCUCCUAUGCAGCUCUAGUCCGCACCAACGAGAAGGCUGAGCAGGUCAAGGCCCAGUAUCCAAAUGUCCGCAUCGUCCUGGGAUACCUCGACGACUCUGCCCUGUUGGAGAAAGAAAGUGCAGCAGCAGAUAUCGUCCUACACACCGCCGAUGCAAGCGACCAUGUCAGUGCUGCAAAGGCCAUAAUAGCAGGUUUGGUGUCUGGCCACACCAAAGAGCACCCUGGUUACCUGCUCCACACCGGAGGAACGGGUAUCCUUACCUGGGAAGACAGCGACAAGAACGAAUAUGGAAAUAGAAGCGAGAAGAUCUACAAUGACUGGGAUCGUGUUGAUGAGCUGCUUAACCUCCCAGACCAUGCGUUCCAUCGAAAUGUAGACCAGAUCAUCCUUGAUGCGGGUACGCAGCAUGCCGAUGUGCUCAAGACAGCACUCGUUUGCCCACCUACAAUCUAUGGCAAGCGUCGAGGACCUUGCUCCCAGCGUGGGCGUCAGGUGUAUGAGUUGGCCAACGUGACGCUCCGCAUAAAGAAAGGCCCGAUCAUCGGCGCCGGCCAGUCCAUCUGGAACAACGUACACGUUCACGACCUGAGUGAUGUAUACUCACUCCUAGUAGAUGCAGCGCUUGCAGGCAGAUCCGACGACGGGCUCUGGGGAGCCAAGGCCUACUAUCUCACUGAGAACGGGGAACACGUCUGUGGCGAGCUAACACAAGCUACAGCAGAUGCAGCCGCCAAACUGGGGUACAUCCCCGAGCCAAAAGCCGAGCCAAUCGACCUGGAAAGUGCCACGAACGCCCGCAAGAUCCUAGGCUGGAAGCCGUACCAACCCAGUCUGGUGGAUGCUGCCUGA